AUGGCUUCCAAAGCGCUGUCUUUACGGGAUCGGCAAAUCACCUCGCUCAAGAAGAUCCUCAACUUGAACGAGGACCAGAAAGAGGACGAAGAACCACAUACAAAUGGCGCUCCCACUGUCGCUGCGCCUUUAUUGUCGUCUAACGGAGAGCCCAUAUGGAAAGUUCUUGUGUUCGACGAUCUUGGGCGCGAUGUCAUCAGCAGUGUGUUGAGAGUGAGCGACCUUCGGUCGCUGGGCGUCACCAUGCACAUGCACAUCUCAGGCUCAAGACAUCCUAUACCAGACGUACCAGCCAUAUACCUACUCGAGCCCACCCCCAAAAACCUCGAAUCCAUAACGAAUGACCUGCAGAAAGGACUCUACUCACCGGCCUACGUCAACUUCACUUCGUCCAUACCGAGACCCUUGUUAGAGGACUUUGCCUCCCAGACAGCAACAGCGGGCACUUCGGAACACAUUGCGCAGCUCUACGACCAAUACCUCAACUUCAUUGUAGCCGAGCCAGACCUGUUUAGUCUGGGUAUGCAGAAAGAGAACACGUACUGGGCAUUGAAUAGCGCAAAAACACAGGACGAGGAACUGGAUCAUGUCGUCGAUAAGAUUGUUAGUGGACUGUUCAGUGUAGUCGUGACCAUGGGCGUAAUUCCCAUCAUCAGAUGCCCCAAGGGCGCAGCUGCCGAGAUGAUCGCUGCAAAGCUAGACAGGAAGCUGCGCGACCAUAUCCUUAACUCGAAAGAUAACCUCUUCUCCGCGAGUGCGCGUCCUGCGUCCUCGGCAGGCACGCCAGCCUCACGUCCCGUGCUGAUCAUCCUCGAUCGAAACGUGGAUCUCAACCCCAUGCUUUCUCAUUCUUGGACAUACCAGUCGUUAGUACACGAUGUCCUCGACAUGAAACUCAACCGUAUCACAAUCGAGACUCCGGUAGACGAGCAAAACCCUGCAAAGGGUGUUACGAAGAAGGCCUACGAUCUUACGGCAACCGACUUUUUCUGGGAAAAGAAUGCUGCGUUACCAUUCCCACAGGUCGCCGAGGACAUUGAUGCCGAAUUGACGCGGUACAAGGACGAUGCAGCAGACAUUACCAAGAAGACGGGCGCCUCGUCCAUAGAAGACCUUCAGAACGAUACAAGCGCCAGUGCCCACCAUCUGAAAGCGGCCAUUACGCUUCUCCCAGAGUUACGCGAGAGAAAAGCUGUCCUCGAUAUGCACAUGAACAUCCUGGCAGCUCUAUUGACAGGCAUCAAAAAUCGACAACUAGACGGCUACUUUGAGAUGGAAGAAAACGUUAUGAAGCAAACGAAAACACAAGUAUUAGAGACAAUUAAGGACGAAGCCAGAGGAAAUCAGCCCCUAGACAAGCUUCGUCUGUUCAUCAUAUGGUUUUUGAGUACGGAGCAAGAAGUAAGUCGGGCAGAUUGGACACAGUUCGAGGAAGCUCUGAAGGCCGCAGGCGCGGACACGACGUCGCUCGCAUAUAUCAGACAAGUUCGUGCGACGACAAAGAUGACGCAACUUACAACGAUCAACAACCCGUCACAGCCAGCAACACAGGCCGGCUCCGACCUUUUUGGUCGUUUCUCAACCCUUUCUACCCGCUUGACCGACCGAGUCAAGGAUGCGGGUGUGACAUUACCGGGUGGUUUCAACCUCGAUUCAUUGAGUGGCGCAUUGAAGAAUCUUAUUCCCGUGAAUCGUGACUUAACCAUCACCAAGAUCGUCGAGUCCGUUAUGGACCCACAAGCGGCAUCAAGUUCGGCACUGGCGAAGACAGAGGGUUAUAUGUUUUUCGAUCCUAGAAGCGCAAAUGCGCGAGGCACAAUGCCGGCACCCAGUGCUGUAAGAGCAGGCACAGCAAGCACGCCAGGAGGUUUACCUGGUACGCAGGGUCCUGGCAUGGGCGCAUCGUUCGGGCAGAGACGCCAGGGUUACUCCGACUCAAUUGUAUUCGUUGUAGGUGGUGGCAGCAUGGAUGAAUAUGGAAACCUGCAAGAGUGGAUCAACAGGACUAGUGGGGACAAAGGAAUCAAGAAGAGAGCUAUAUAUGGUGCUACGGAGAUCAUGAACGCUACAGAGUUUGUGCAAGGGCCACUCGAAAGCUUAGGUAGAGAGGUAGCGAGCUAA
Molecule: messenger RNA, 2121 nt
Organism: Truncatella angustata
Lineage: Eukaryota; Fungi; Ascomycota; Sordariomycetes; Amphisphaeriales; Sporocadaceae
Product: Sec1-like protein
Exons: 3
Coding region: 1-2121 (706 amino acids)
Biological process (GO): intracellular protein transport; endoplasmic reticulum to Golgi vesicle-mediated transport
Cellular component (GO): Golgi membrane; cytosol
Molecular function (GO): syntaxin binding
Source: RefSeq, a predicted model, not a curated record